AUGCACUGCGCAUUCGGCUCGCGCAAUCUCCGCCGAGACGAGCCCUGUUUCGGUCGCCACUCUUCACUCGAUCGGCCAUGAUCCUGAACGCCGUGUCAAAAGCAGUCGCUGGGGCCUUGAGGGCUUCCAAGCCCUCCCUCCUGCAAAAUGAAGUGGCGAAGGUAUCGGGCGCCCUUGCUGUCAACAAAAAGGAUUAUGCAUCCAAAGCUGCGGCCACAUCUAAGGGUAAUGCGCAAGGAAAGGUAGUUGCUGUCAUCGGUGCUGUUGUUGAUGUACAGUUUGAAGAUGCUCUUCCACCUAUCCUCAAUGCCCUGGAGGUACAAAACCGUACUCCUAGGCUGGUACUCGAAGUUGCCCAGCAUCUUGGGGAAAAUACAGUUCGCACCAUUGCUAUGGAUGGUACGGAAGGUUUGGUACGCGGCCAAAGUGUCUUGGAUUCUGGAUAUCCUAUUCGUAUUCCUGUGGGAGCUGAGACUCUGGGUCGCAUCAUCAACGUCAUUGGCGAACCCAUUGAUGAGCGUGGACCUAUUCCUACUGACAAGCUAGCGUCUAUUCACGCGGACGCUCCCGAAUUCGUAGAAAUGUCUGUCGAGCAAGAGAUCUUGGUCACAGGCAUCAAAGUCGUGGAUCUUCUGGCACCUUAUGCCAAGGGUGGAAAAAUCGGUCUCUUCGGUGGUGCUGGAGUCGGUAAGACCGUACUUAUCAUGGAACUGAUCAACAACGUGGCCAAGGCUCACGGUGGUUACUCUGUAUUCGCUGGCGUGGGUGAGAGAACGCGUGAAGGCAACGAUCUCUAUCAUGAAAUGAUCGAGUCUGGUGUCAUUUCGCUCAAGGAUAAAACAUCGAAGGUAGCGCUUGUAUACGGACAGAUGAACGAACCGCCAGGCGCCCGUGCCCGAGUGGCUCUCACUGGACUCACUGUCGCCGAGUAUUUCCGAGACCAGGAAGGUCAGGACGUACUGUUGUUCAUCGAUAAUAUCUUCAGAUUUACCCAAGCUGGUUCCGAGGUGUCCGCCUUACUGGGUCGUAUCCCAUCCGCCGUAGGUUACCAACCCACAUUAGCCACUGACAUGGGUACCAUGCAGGAACGUAUCACCACGACAAAGAAAGGAUCUAUUACUUCCGUGCAAGCUAUCUACGUGCCUGCUGACGAUUUGACAGAUCCUGCCCCUGCCACCACCUUCGCCCACUUGGAUGCCACUACCGUAUUGUCUCGUGCCAUUGCCGAACUUGGUAUCUACCCAGCUGUCGAUCCUCUUGAUUCUACAUCCCGUAUUAUGGAUCCUAAUAUCAUUGGUACGGAGCACUACAAUAUCGCCCGUGGUGUACAGAAGAUUCUACAGGAUUACAAAUCGCUUCAGGACAUCAUUGCCAUCCUUGGUAUGGACGAGUUGUCCGAAGAAGAUAAGCUGACGGUCGCUCGUGCACGUAAAAUCCAGAGGUUUUUGUCCCAGCCAUUCCAGGUCGCCGAAGUGUUCACUGGUCACGCAGGCAAACUAGUACCAUUGCAGGAAACCAUCAAGGGAUUCCAGAAAAUUUUGGGUGGAGAAUUAGAUCAUCUGCCGGAAGUAGCGUUCUACAUGGUUGGUCCAAUUGAAGAAGUAGUAGCGAAAGCAGAAUCAUUGGCCAAACAAUAAAUUAACUUACAGUCAUCGUAAAGGA
Molecule: messenger RNA, 1662 nt
Organism: Dinoponera quadriceps
Lineage: Eukaryota; Metazoa; Arthropoda; Insecta; Hymenoptera; Formicidae
Gene: ATPsynbeta
Product: ATP synthase subunit beta, mitochondrial
Exons: 7
Coding region: 78-1637 (519 amino acids)
Biological process (GO): proton motive force-driven mitochondrial ATP synthesis; proton transmembrane transport
Molecular function (GO): proton-transporting ATP synthase activity, rotational mechanism; ATP binding; ATP hydrolysis activity
Source: RefSeq, a predicted model, not a curated record